AUGGGAAUCUCAGUGGCUCUUCAUCCACUUCGACGAGCUGACGGAUCUGCCGUCUUCACCGAUGGUCUAUACACCGUGAUCGCUGGUAUCAAUGGACCGGUAGAGGUCCAACGUCGUGAUGAAAUUCCAGACGAAGCUGCCAUUGAGUUGAACCUCCGCCCAGCUGCUGGCGUCGGAGGUCCUCGAGAGAGAUGGCUGGAGGAAAUUGUGCAUGCGGUGAUCAAGAACGUACUUCUCGUGCACCUUCAUCCCCGAACACUUGUACAGAUCACGUUGCAAAUUGCCAAAGAACCACAAGUCAAAGCAAGACAGACUGUUGCAGACAUCGCCAUCAUCCCGACACUCGUGAACUCAGCCUUUAUAGCUCUGAUCGACAGCGGCCUCCCUCUGGCAACGACCAUGAGCGCGGUGCUGGCCAUCUUGCGCAACAAUGGAGAAGUUGUUUACUCCCCGCAAGAGAAGGACCUUCUAGACUGCAAGAGCAUCCAUGCCCUGGCAUUCAACCAGGACGGAGAACAGCUACUCGAACAAUCCUCAGGUGAGUUCGACCUCGACCUAUGGGAGAAGGUUGUAGACGGUGCGCAAUCUGCUUGUCUCGCAGCGGCUGGAUCAGCAGAGGAGGAUACGGACAUGCUUGAUCAUGCUGGAGCCCAGAGUGUUAGGCAAGCGUGGCUGCGACAGGCGCUUGAGGAUCGCGCGAAGGUUGUCAAUGCAUGGCGUAGCCAUCCGUGA
This is a messenger RNA of Dissoconium aciculare CBS 342.82, 732 nucleotides long. RefSeq lists its product as uncharacterized. Gene Ontology annotation, cellular component: nucleolus; cytoplasmic exosome (RNase complex); nuclear exosome (RNase complex). The record is from RefSeq and is a predicted model, not a curated record. The transcript has a single exon. Gene Ontology annotation, biological process: poly(A)-dependent snoRNA 3'-end processing; rRNA catabolic process; nuclear mRNA surveillance. Lineage: Eukaryota; Fungi; Ascomycota; Dothideomycetes; Mycosphaerellales; Dissoconiaceae. Bases 1 to 732 code for a protein of 243 amino acids.